Molecule: messenger RNA, 4149 nt
Organism: Rhizoctonia solani
Lineage: Eukaryota; Fungi; Basidiomycota; Agaricomycetes; Cantharellales; Ceratobasidiaceae
Product: ankyrin repeats
Exons: 16
Coding region: 1-4149 (1382 amino acids)
Biological process (GO): protein monoubiquitination; lipid metabolic process; protein import into peroxisome matrix
Cellular component (GO): peroxisomal membrane; peroxisomal importomer complex
Molecular function (GO): zinc ion binding; ubiquitin-protein transferase activity; protein binding
Source: RefSeq, a predicted model, not a curated record
AUGGAGUUUCUCGGAGAUAUCACUGGUCUUGACCCAAAUCGCCCCUCCCUGCUCGAACUUAUCGCACAAGAACAACUGCGCGACACCCUCCAACCGGCUAUCAAGUAUAUCCUAGCCGUGUUCGCACAGCAAUACCCUAGAUACUUGAUCCGAUUAGUAAAUCGUUUCGAGGAAUUCUACUCAAUACUUAUGCUUAUAGUGGAAAGACACUAUCUCAAAGUACAUGGUGCCUCUUUUGCAGAGAACUUUUAUGGAUUGAAACGACGACGCACGCCUGCCGUCGAAACUGUCAGGGUAAAUGCGGCCCUCAAUGAGAUCUCACCUCAUGAGAAACUUCAACCAAGAGAUAUAAACCGGUCCUUGUUCUUCCUCGUGGGUAUUCCCUACCUUCGCGCCAAGGCGCACCAGUACUACGAAGACUUUGGAGGCGGAAUUGAUUCAAGUUUGGUUGAUGGUGCCUCCCGGCCAUCGUUGAGCCAGCUGACACUGGCAGAUAAACUCAAAAAUGCAUACAAAUCAAUCUAUCCCUGGAUGAAUUUGGGCAUGGAGCUUUGGCAGUUAGCUCAUAGCUUGGGGUUCCGCAGACUAUGCUAUGUCCCAAAAAGCGCAGACAAGGAUCCCGCGCGACCCUCGGGCGUUUUGGCUUUGAUUCGGCAUUAUUUGUUCCAUAGCCGACGGCAGCUCCUCGACUCUCUCAAACUCCUUCUCCCAAUAUCCAUAUUCUUCCUUAAAUUCCUGGAGUGGUGGUAUUCGCCCUCCUCCCCAGCACGUGCCCUCUCCGCUCCCCGCUCUGGACCUGCUAUCCCACCCCCGGCAAAACUAAGUCCCCAUCCACGUGGAUUGGGCAUUGGCGACCUACCCUACGGAAUAUGCCCAUUGUGCCAUGAAAGACUCCAAAACGCUACAGCACUCCCGACUGGUCCUGACAACAUCUCUAUGGCACAGUUUGGAAAACAGAUCCAAAGCCAACAAAUACCUGGAUGGGGUGCAUAUUACCUCGACUAUAAGGCAUUGAAGAAGAUAAUAUCAUCACUUGCAUCGUCUCAAAUCUCCCAAUAUGAUGCCGUUCGACCCACCGACCUAUUGAAUCUCGCGAGCCAGCCUGUCCAGAUUGAGAAUGUACCACCAACCGAAGUUGCUUCUGAAUUACCCGAUGGUUUCUCAACGACAACGCUGUCACUCUACCCGGGGCAAGAGCACGAUCCCCCAGGUGCCGGAAACAUCAACUCAUUCUACUUGCUUAAGGAAGGCGAACUUAAACUGCGACUUGCGACUCUUCUUUCCAAGCGAAAAGCUGCUGCGAAACGAUCGGGUGCUCGAAGCUCGGGCGAUUCCAAUAUAGAUGAAGCGGAUGGGGUCGAGUGGCGGGCGGUCCAUGAAGGAUUUCGACUUCUCGAAAGAGAUUUGAGCAAAUUACAGAGUUUUAUCGAACUCAACGCUACCGGCUUUCGGAAAAUUCUCAAGAAAUGGGAUAAACGUUCGAAAUCACGAACAAAGGAGUUGUACCUUGCUCGUCAAGUCGAGGUCCAGCCCGUCUUCAAUCGAGAGCUCAUCGCAGAAUUGUCUGAUACGGUAGCUGCAUGCCUGCUUGACCUUACAAACGCUUCUAUAGAUGACUCGCCCGUCCAGCCAGGAUUGGGUUCUGGUGAUCUCAUGCUGACACAACACAUUGCGCUUAGUCGCGUGAGGCAUAGCAGUGCAAUUGCGGACUUGGAAGGCAACCUCAACAAGGCCAUUCAGAACUCUGAACCGAAUGAAACUCAUAUUCGACAGCUUUUAUCCCUGGCUCAAGAGGCGAUAACGACAUCAGACAAGAAUCAUAUUAUCCGGAUAUUAUGGAGAGCAGCAAUUGAGGCCCCGCGUAUUGUCUCGGAUGUGAUUGUCGAUUCUCCUCCUUUCGAUAUCGAAGCGAUAGACGAUAUAAGCGGACGAACCUUCCUACAUGAAACUGCUUUAUCCGGUCAGUUACGGUUGGUUGAGAUGGCGCUUGCUCGGGGGGUCGACCCGUCCAAACUUGACGUAUAUGCGCGAAGCGCGCUUCAUUAUGCCGCGCUAAAAGGCCAUUCAGAUGUGUGCAGGGCGCUACUCGCUUCGGGCGCUCCUUCGGAUGCUCUAGAUAUGGAUAAUUUCUCCCCAAUCAUUCAUGCAACUGUCAAUGGACAUCUAGAGUGCUGUAGUGCGCUUCUGGUCGACGGACACGUUAAUCCAAUGUCUGCGCAAGCGGGACAGGACCUCGCCCCUCUUUCUUUGGCUUGUAAACAUGGCCACAGGAACGUGGUUUUACUGCUACUCGCGCACGGAGCUACUAGCCAACCAAAUUCGAAUGGAGAACUUCCGCUUCACCUUGCGGCUCAAGAAGGCCAUGACGCGAUAUGUCGGUUGCUACUUCGCGACCCAUUCCAGGACGAUAUUCCCGACAAAUACAACGAAUGGACGCCGCUAUUUCAUGCCGCACGUUACGGCCGUAUUGAGUGUGUGAAGCUGCUACUCGAAGCCGGACACAACCAGACUGCUCUUGAUGACGUUGGUAGACAACCUGUCCACUACGCUACCUGGUUCGGUCACAUCGACUGUAUGCAUGCGCUUAGUCAAGCAAUUCAUCCCCUACAUGGUACAAUGUCCAAAUCAACAAAAGCUUCUUCAAUAUCCCCUGCGUCCGACCUAGAUGCGCCCCUUGAUUUUGACCUUGAUGCUGAUCCUAUACCAACUCUCUCAUUACCUCCGCCUAUUAUGCCCUUCCGAGUUUACGGGCACAACUACCUUGAUCAGAAUCAUCUUGUUCAAAUUGCGCUUGGGUGCCCAUGGACGUUACAUGACAGUCACGUUCUUCACCCUGUGGCUGGCGUUCAGCUGGUCCCCCGUUUACAGGGAAUUUCCAGCAAAGCGCUCCCUCAGUCCAACCCAUCACUGAAACUGGUGGCGACAUCCAAUUUCUCCGCUACCGAUCCCUCAUUCAAUGUUGUCCUACCACUCUCAGAUGACCAAGACAUAUUCUCCCUCCAAGUUAAGGGAUUACAAAACCUAACGUUAGAGUUCUCAGUCUAUCCCUCAUUUGGAUCUAAGGCUAUUGGGCGAGCUGUGGCGCUUUCCCACUCGUUCACUGAACUACAAGGCACAGGAAUGAUUAUUUUGCCGAUAUUGGACCACCGAUUACACCUCAUAGGCCAGGUUUCAUUUGAUGUGUGCAUAAUCACACCCUUCAGCAGCGCAGGUUUCGAUUUGAGCAGCAAGUUCGAAACUUACUGGAAGUCUUCAACUGCACCUCUGAAUUCAGUAACAACACCUGCAAGGCAACCUGCUUCGCGUCAAGGCUUUGCGGCGGGCGCUAAUUCUGCGAACGCAUCCCCUGCUCUGAAUGUAACUGUUACUCGGGAUCUUGUGCCUGUGGUAUUUUCACGUAAAUGGCUGCCAGUUCAUGGGUUUGACUUGAGUAUUGGGGUCGUGACGUAUGCGCAGUUCAAGAGUCUUUCUCAGGGAGAUACACUGAAGGGAGACCCCACGUCUACUUCAGAAUGGCAUUUCUCUUUAUCAUCAGGUUUCUAUUCCCUAGAGCAUGCCUUAACGGUGCUACCCCUAACAUUGGGUGCAUGUAUCGAGCUUGCUUGGUCACCAGGAUCGGACCGAAGACCUAAACAGGAUCUGAAUGCCAUCGUUGAUUCUGUUCUUCGUACUGUAUAUGCGGUCUCCCGCCCAAGUCGGACCAGCGAUUUACAGUCGUCAAGACGUAAACUAGUGUUGACAUCGUUUUGCCCCUCCGUAUGCACUGCCUUGAAUUGGAAGCAGCCAAAUUACCCAGUGUUCUUUUCUAGUUACUGUGGAAUGCUGCCUCGUGAAAACCACGACGCAGAGGCGAGUAUCGAAACAGCUCGGGGGGAUUUGCGACAACGGAGCAUCAGCGGCGCAGUUGACUUCGCAAAGGAGAAUAAUCUUCUAGGUGUUUUGGUUGAUGCCCGCUUAAUACGCCAAGUUCCAACUAUAGCACAAGCUGUCCGAGAUUCGAAUAUCCUGCUGGGUUCGUUUGGGUUACCCGACCAAGUGACGGUCAGCCUACCGGUUGGGCCAGAUCUUGAACCUCUGAACCUCGAUGCUACUCUCACGCAGGGAGUGCUGACGAUGCAUGAUCAUUUUCCAUCAGGCCAUCAAUUAUGA